CGUUCCUCUUUCUAGCCUUCUCUCUAUAAAAGUCCGUCCGCGGGUUAAACUGAAAAAUAAAUAAAUGCGUCCGCACGACGGACUAUCUACGAAGUAGCCGACUCAACUAUUUAAGACGCCACCGGUCUGUCUCGUUUGCGGCUUCAGAUCAGCAGUCGCACUCUACAUUCCCCGUCAUCGUUCAAUUUCCCAUCCCCAGUUCCUCACCAUAGUCAAAGCAGAAGAAAGUCUUGCAAGAUGUCUUUGAAAGAAAUGACUCGAGUCUCGGUUAUGGCUCGUAGAAAUCCCGCGAUGUCGUUGGAGGAGUUUCAGAAAUACUUGAAAGAGAGUCAUGGGCCGCUCGUUGCGCCGUGGUUGAAACGGUACGGAGUUGUGAAAUAUGUUCAGCAUCAUAAAAGAGAAGCGUUCUCAAGAGACGGCAGUCCCAUCAAGGCCCUCGAGCUCGGCGACUUUGACUCGCUCGCAGACUUCUACGUGCCCUCAUACGCGGACUUUGAAAAGGCGUUUAAAGACCCGGAGUAUUUUGAGAAAAUCAAGCCGGAUGAGGAGAAAAUUCUGGAUAUGGAGUCGGUUGUGAUUGUGGUGGGGGUGAAUCAUGAGGUUAUCUGAGUUUAUACUGUUUGAAUGUUAUCGUAGAUGGCAGAGAGAAGUUGCAUAAUAAAAUACAUUCCGUUCUAACUCAACUUUCAAUGCUUUUUCAUUCAAUCGGUAGAUUUUCG
Molecule: messenger RNA, 719 nt
Organism: Myxozyma melibiosi
Lineage: Eukaryota; Fungi; Ascomycota; Lipomycetes; Lipomycetales; Lipomycetaceae
Product: EthD domain-containing protein
Exons: 2
Coding region: 238-609 (123 amino acids)
Molecular function (GO): oxidoreductase activity
Source: RefSeq, a predicted model, not a curated record